Molecule: messenger RNA, 699 nt
Organism: Rotaria sordida
Lineage: Eukaryota; Metazoa; Rotifera; Eurotatoria; Philodinida; Philodinidae
Source: the annotation of a GenBank genome assembly
AUGACAAGUUUUAAUAUAACUAAUAUCAACGCUAAUGGAUGGUUAGUUUUAUUCAAUGCACCUAACACAUUAUGUUGGAUUCGUAUUGUACUUAUGUUUGUCAGUAUUCAACGUUUUGGUCAACGUAAUUAUUUAUUAUUUAUUAUUUAUCAUACAGUAUCCGGUUUUCUUGAUUCACUUGAUGGUAUAUUAGCACGUAAUUUAAAUCAAAUAUCACUAGUUGGUAGAUAUUUUGAAUUAAUAUUAGAUUCAUAUGCACAUUUUAUAAUGUAUGCAUGUGUUGGAUUACUUUAUCCAUCAUAUAUAGUUUAUUUUUAUAUUGAAAUUGCACUUGAAUUAUGGAGUAUAAUGUUUGAUUAUCAUAUAAAUAGAUUACCAAAAUCUGAUCUAUCAUGGUUACAUAAAACAACAUUUUUAUCAACAACAUGUUCAGUAUCAAUUUAUCAUCAUCCAAAUCUUCGUUUAUUGAAUUGGUAUGGACCAGAUAUAUUUCAUACAUUAUUAGUUCUACGUUAUAUUCUAAUUAAUGAUAGCAAUAAAAAAUUGAUUCGAUAUAUUCAACGUUAUAUUACACUAAAUAAAAUUUAUUUACUUAUUAAAAUUACACUUCUUUUUACUGGAUUUUUUUCUAUACUACGUACAAGUGUAACGUCUUGUUUUCUGCUUGAUAAAUUAUAUAGAAUGGCUCGAGUAAAAUAG